AAUUCAUGCAUACUUUAUUGCAUAAAAAUGAAUCUCUUUUUUUCUAUGGUUACUGGGUUAACCCACUACCUGCCUUGAUUGAAGAGACAAAUGUUGCUGAUACAGUUUGUUGCUCACUAGCACAAAGCAAAGAAAGGGUGGAAAGGGAGUAUAAGGAGGGUGGGUAGGUGAAACCAUGGAGAUAAAAUUCAUUGAUAAAGGGGUCAUGCUAUACUCCCAAGCUCUGCCAAGCUGGAGCUGAAUUUGUCCAGUUCUACCCAUGAACUAAACGGGGAACUCUGCUAAUGCCUAACGAAUCAGUGUGACAAAGGGUAAGUUAAAUUAUGCAAGCUUUGAAGCACAUGGAUAAAGUUCAUUUUUUCAUUCCUCUUUUCACAAAGUUAGGAAUCAGUCAUUGAGUGCAAUUUGCUGGACGUAGAUUCAGGACAGACAAGAGAAAAAAGUUCUUCCCUGGUUGCUGGUGGCAAGGAAGAAGGACUGGUGCAGAAAAAGGAAUUUCAAUAGCUACAUAGAAUCAUAGAAUUGGAAGAGACCUCAUGGGCCAUCCAGUCCAACCCCCUGCUAUGCAAGAAAAGCACAAUUAAAGCACCCUCGAUAGAUGGCCAUCCAGCCUCUGGUUAAAAGCCUCCAAAGAAGGAGCCUCCGCCACACUCUGGGGCAGAGAGUUCCACUGCUGAACAGCUCUCACACUUAGGAAGUUCUUCCUAAUGUUCAGGUGGAAUCUCCUUUCCUGUAAUUUGAAGCCAUUGUUCCGCGUCCUAGUCUCCAGGGCAACAGAAAACAUGCUUGCUCCCUCCUCCCUAUGACUUCCCCUCACAUAUUUAUAAAUGGCCCUCAUCAUGUCUCUUCUCAGCCUUCUCUUCUGCAGGCUAAACUUGCCCAACUCGUUAAGCUGCUCUUCAUAGAACUUGUUCUCCAGACCCUUGAUCAAUUUAGUCGCCCUCCUUUGGACAUAUUCCAGCUUGUCAACAUCUAUUUAUACCUAGGAGUUAAAGUCCCAGGAGUCAAUCCUCUUUUGUCUUAGGUCACUUUAUUCUUUAAACAACACAACAUUGAUUUUUUUUAAAAUCACUAUGCCCUUUUGGAUUAAUUGUCAUUGGCUUAAAUACUAACCAGCCAACUUGUCAAGACACAAGUAGGUCUCCAUUAUUCUCAUCCUGCUCUACCAUUGACCAAGUGUAGACUUAUUUAAAGCAUUGCAUUCAACUGCAGUAUAUGAGUCUAGAUUGCCCAUAUAAUGUAGUUUCAAAUUACAAAGAAUUCAACAACAGCUAGUGUGUCAUGAACUCCCAGUUAAUAAACCUCCACCCUCAAGACCAUUACAUCAAUGAAUACUUCUGGCUAUAUAGUGAUCAGCAGUAGAGAAAUGCUAUUAUCUGCAUAAGUAAAGUUAAAGGUUUUCCCCUGACAUUAAGUCCAGUCGUGUCCAUCUCUGGGGGUUGGUGCUCAUCUCCAUCUCUAAGCCAAAGAGCUGGCGUUGUUCAUAGACACCUCCAAGGUCAUGUGGCCGGCAUUACUGCAUGGAGCACUGUUACCUUCCCGCCGGAAUGGUACCUAUUGAUCUACUCACAUUUGCAUGUUUUCGAACUGCUAGGUUGGCAGAAGCUGGGGCCAAUAGCGGGAGCUCACUCCGCUCCCUGGAUUUAAACCGCUGACUUUUUGCAUACUCUGAACUAAAUGAGCUAGCACUCUCUCUCUCUGACAUGCAGGGAGUUAGGCCAGGAUCACAUUUUGGGAACAAAUACCCCAAAGCAGAGGGUUGUUGCAAGCAGGGACAGGUUAAUCUCUGCCGAAUUGCACUUGCUCUCUCCAGCUUCCUCAGUCAUCAUAUUUCCAAGAGGGGAAAAUCAUGGUAGUAGCAAAGAGUGGUAAGUCUGGUUCUGGUAUUCGAAUGUCAUCAUUGUGUUCUACUUUUACUAUUGUAAUAUCCUUUAAUUCAGUUGUUACCAGACUAUUGUGCAGCUGAGCCCCUUCCAUACCGCUGUAUAAAAUCUACAUUGAACUGGAUUAUAUGGCAGUGUGGACUCCGAUAAUUCAGGUCAAACCAGAUAUUGUGGGUUAUGUGCCUUGAUAUUCUGGGUUAUAUGGCUGUGUUGAAGGCCUCUGAGUUCACAAUUUCCCAGAAAAAUCCAAAGGGAGAGUCCAGUGUGCAAUUCCUGAACCCCAAAUGUUGCCCAUCACAACAGAUAGACCCAGAGAUCAACUAGUCAACAAUUAACAAGUAGGCUGUUUCACUUUCUCACCAGAAAGGUUUGGUUUGUUUGUAACCCUGGAGAUUUCAAUGAAGGUUUAUUCUUCUGAAUAUUUUCAUCACGAAGAUAGACAGAAUCAAAUUCAUAGUUUAUUAUGUACUUUCUUGUAGAGGGCUUCACGUUGUCAUAGUGUUGUUAUGUGCCUUCAAGUUGUUUCCAACCUAUUACAAUCCCAGUUGGACCCUACUGCAGGGUUUUCUAUUAUGAUUUGUUCAAAAUAGGUUUGCCAUUGCUUUCCUUUGAGGCUGAUAUAGUGUGAAUUGCACAAGUUACUCAGCGUGUUUCAUGGCUGAGCAGGGAUUUGAACCCAGAUCACCAAAGCCCUAGUCCCAUGUGAAAACCACUGACUCCACAGUGUGUUUCUAAUGCCUCCAAGGGAGACUUUUUUGUGAAAUAAGAAAGUUAACUGGAUCAGUGAGUCAGCUGUAAUAAUGUGGUGGAAAGAACUGUGUGCUUGUUCGCUGAAUGGGAGAAGAGCAGGAGUAUUAUGGUACAUAAAAUGAAGGAAUUUACUGUGAACAAACCAAAUAAUUUUGCUUGCCAACAAUACAGUUUCAUUUAAAUUAAAUUACAUAAAAUUAGGCCAACUUUUUUAAUAAGGAAGAAUUGGCACUCAGCACAAAAUGUGUCUAUGAUUAAUACAGAGACGAAUACUGGUAUGCCAUUUUCUUGAGAAAUCUUGAGCAAUAGGAAUGUGUCAUCUUUAGAAAAGUGACCUGGUGGGUGCGGGGAUAAGGCACUCAGCUGUGUAACCCCCAAUGAUCUUUUUGAUACAAAAGAUCUCAUUUUCUGUAAAAGACCUACCAAAAAAUCAUAACAAAAGAUAACACCCAGGGCACUGAAAUCAUCGCACUCCAAUGUCAGCAACGAAGCACGAUGUAAAGUAGCACAAUAAAAGUAUCCUGUGAGUAGAAUCACAGGGGAAAAAAGGAACAAUAAUUUCAGGGCCCUUCCACACAACCAUAUAACCAGGAUAACAGGGCAGAAUAACCCGCAAUAUCGGCUUUGAACUGGAAUAUCUGAGUUCACACUGACAUAUAUCCCAGUUCAAAGCAGAUAAUGUGGGAUUUUAUUCAGCUGUGCGGAAGAAGCCUCAGAUGAGGUAGCUUUGAUGGAACAGCAAUCCCAAAAGACCCCCAAUCAAGAAAUAUUUCAAAAAUCUAAUCUCAGAAGUGAACGUGUCUCAAAUGAAACUUCUGAUAAAUCUGAUUCGGUUCCAAAUUUUCACUACUUUUAAAAAACAAUACUGCCAGGUUUCAGUGCAGUAUGAUUUCAUAUAAUGCCAUUCCAAUGUAAAGUAUGAAGUCAUAAAGCAAACUGUGUUAUGUGUGAAAUGUUGCAAGGAAAAGCAGUUGGGAGACACCAGGCAGCAAAGAGCGAGGCAGCAUUCAAGUGUGAUCUCCUGCCAGUGAAAGUUUAGAGACUGGUAGCCAAGGAUUUCCUCAAAUCAGCCUGCAGGGACAGAGGGGUGGGAAGGGUGAGAAUUUUCCUCUUGGUUGGUUGUUGCUCUUUGCUUCUUGUCUUCCACACAGAAGGAGUUGGACAGAGCCCUCAAAAAGCAGCGUGCCUGCUGCUGCCAAGGCAUUUGACUCCAGAUCCUAGCCAUGCUGGACCUGUAUACAAUUGCGCUGGGGCUGCUGAUUCUUUUGCCCCUCCUGGGAAACAUUUUCUUCCCUUACCUUUGGCUGGACCUGGUCUACUUCUGUACCAUAGUGAAAAGUGGAUACAAACUCCUACAGUGUCUUCGGCGGACUCCUCCUGUUACCCUCCUGGAUGCUUUCUUGGAGAAAGUCAAGAAACAUCCCGAGAAGCCACUGAUUCUCUUUGGAGAUGAGGUCUAUACCUACCAAGACAUUGACAAGCGCAGCAAUCAGGUGGCCAGAGUGUUACAGGGCCAUGUGGGGCUGAAAGAAUAUCAAACGAUGGCUGUUUUCCUGAAGAAUGUUCCUGCCUAUCUCUGGGUCUGGAUGGGCUUGGAGAAAAUUAGCUGUACCAUGGCGUGUAUCAAUUACAACAUCCGAUCAAAGUCCCUGUUACACGUGCUCAGCUCCUGCGAUGCCAAAGUGCUAUUGACCACUCCAGAUUUUCGAGAAGUCAUUGAGGAUGUCCUGCCUAUUCUAAAGAAUGAAGGUGUGCAAGUCUUCUAUCUGAGUGAUGCCUCCCCAACUCCUGGUGUGGAAGCUUUGCUGGGACGGAUGAAAUCCAGUUCAACUGACCCAAUGCCUGUCUCUUCCAGAGCCAAUAUAACCCCUAAUUCUAUAUCCCUGUAUAUUUUUACUUCUGGGACCACAGGACUACCGAAAGCUGCUCCCAUCACCCAGAGAAAGCUACUCAUUGCGGCUGGCAUGUUCGGUGUAUGUGGGGUGAAGCCUCAGGAUAUCAUCUAUACCCCACUCCCACUUUACCACUCGGCUGCAUUGCUUAUUGGAGUAGGAGGAUGCUUGGAGGUUGGAGCUACACUUGUCUUGAGGUCAAAGUUCUCCGCUUCCCAGUUCUGGGAUGACUGCAGGCGAUAUCAUGUCACCGUGAUCCAAUAUGUAGGAGAAAUGAUGCGGUACCUGUGUAACUCACCAAAGAGGGACAAUGACCGUGACCACAGUGUACAGAGAGCCAUAGGCAAUGGCAUGCGGACAGAGGUCUGGAAGGAAUUCCUCCGUCGAUUUGGAUUCCUGCAAAUCUAUGAGUUCUAUGGAGCGACUGAGGGGAAUUUUGGGUUCAUUAACUACACUGGGAAAGUCGGAGCUGUGGGAAGAAUUCACUUCCUUCAAAAGAAAAUGACAAUGUUUGAAAUUGUUAAAUACGAUGUUGACCAGGAUGAGCCAGUAAGAAACGAGAAAGGGCAUUGCAUCCCAGUAGCUGCAGGCGAAACAGGCUUACUAGUGUGCAAGAUCACUGAGGUCGCCCCGUUUUCAGGCUAUGCAGGAGACCGCAAGAAGACAGAGAAGAAGAUUCUUCGGGAUGUCCUAAGAAAGGGAGACAGCUUUUUUAAUAGUGGUGACCUUCUGAUGCAAGACCAUGAAGGUUUUAUAUAUUUCCAGGACCGAGUGGGAGACACUUUCCGCUGGAAAGGGGAGAAUGUUGCUACUACAGAGGUUGAGAGGACCUUGGCUGCAUUGGACUUCAUUGAGGAAGCCAAUGUAUAUGGGGUGCCAGUGCCAGGGCAUGAAGGAAAGACUGGAAUGGCAGCAGUACGGCUGAAAGAUGGGCUCUCCUUCGAUGGAAAAAAGCUGUAUGCACAUGCCAAGGAUUACAUGCCAAACUAUGCCAUACCUCGUUUUGUGCGUCUCAGGGAAGCCCUGGAGAUCACUGAAACAUUCAAACAACGCAAAGUUCAAUUGGUGAAGGAAGGGUUCGACCCAGCCAUCAUCAAUGACCCUUUAUACUUCUUAGAUGACUCGGAAAAAUGUUACGUGCCCAUGACUCAGGAGAUCUUCAGCUCCAUCACAAAGAAGAAACUGAAGUUGUGAAAGAUCUUCCACAGGAAAACCAGGAGGAGGUGUAACUGGGAGACUCUUGACCUCUACCUGGGAAAGUGGAAGCUGCCAAACCAGAUGAUCAAAAUCUGCCAACCCGGGGAACAUGUUCUGAUGUGUGACAAACCUGUGUGCAUGAAUGGCAGCUGGUGGUUCUCACGAUUGGGAUGAUGAAUGUGCUCUACAUUUUACUAUGAACUCUAAAGGAGUUAUCUGGCGCCUUAUUUGCAGAACAUGGAUAGCUCAUUUUAAAGUUCAAACUAAAACUCAGGGCAGAUUUAUCAUCUUGUUGGCUGCCUCUCACUACUGGUGUAUGUGUGCAUGUCUGUGAAAUAAUCCCUUUGCUUUUUCCUGAUGUGUCCACAUGGGUUGUUGGUUCUGCAUUGUAUAUAUUGGAAACUCUGUAGAAGAUGCAGUGAGAAGGGUCUGGUGCUCUUCACUGUCUGGAAUGCUUUUCCUUCCUGUGAUUCACAUGUGUGUGCUGCACCAACUGAUACAAAUAUAAUCAUAGGCCAAGUGUGCGACAGCAGAUACUUAUGGGGAAGUUCGAUUUUGCCUACAGGAAGAAGAUAUCUUUCUCCAUUGCCACAUUCAUAUUUAUUGUGGAGACCCACCUCUGUAACAGAUAGAACCAUUCUUUUAAAUAUGGUCACUGAAUCUUAGGUGAAGUCACUCUCUGCCUCAGAAGACACAGCAAGAUGUAAUUCCCCUUAAAUCAGUUUCUAGUUUACCUUACCCUAGGAAAAAAAAUCACUCUAUAUUCUAGAAGCUUUUAUCUAGUCAGAUUACCUACACAGGUAAAAUAUCAGAAGACCUAGAAUAAUGCUUAAUUUGAGUAAGGACUUCAUCACAUGCAAUAAAAUCAGCUUUUCUAUACAUUUAAGAAACGGCUAGUGAUAGAGCCCAUCACAUAACGCUAGCUUGUACCAUGAGUUCCAGGUAUUUUGCCGUUUCAAAAGUGGGGUUUUUUUCCUAUGCUUCCUAAGUUAAUUGGCAAUCGACUUCUUUUUUAAUUCCCUGCAUAAAGUAACGGUAAAGGUUUUCCCCUGACAUUAAGUCUAGUUAUGUCAGACUUUGAGGGUUGAUCCUCAUCUCCAUUUUUAAGUCGAAGAGAGGCUUCCAAGGUCACGUGGCUAGCAUGACUGCAUGGAGCGCCAUUAGCUUCCCGCCGGAGCAGUACCUAUUGAUCUACUCACAUUUGCAUUUCUUCGCACUGCUAGGUUGGCAGAAGCUGGGGCUAAACAGUGGGAGCUCACCCUGCUCCCUGGAUUUGAGCUACUGACCUUUCAGUCAGUAAGUUCAGCAGCUGAGCGGCUUAAUCCGCUGCGCCACCGGGAGCUCCCAAUUCCCUGCAUAGAGACACAUAAAAGCAUGAAAUUUAACGUGCGAUGGGAAUUCCCCAUUGUCUCCAUAAAAUUCCCCAAAGAAUAAUAUAGAAGACAUCACAUUUCGUUAUCUCUUGUUAAAAAGUACUUCCAUGAGAAGAAACACAGAAAAGAAAACAGGGCAGGAGACAGUGGGAGGAUAAUGUGCCCCAUGUGAUGGGAAGGCAAACAGAUAACGUGAUGGUGGUAGGAAAAUCAUUUGUUUAAUUUCCAAAUGGGGUGUUGCAAAGCUUAACGGAAAAACAUCGAUCCUCAACGCUUUACUUAUUGCGUGGGAUGAAGUCGUAAGAUUCCUCACUUCAUGCUCCCAGACUCAAAUUCAAUCAACACAUAGAUCGGAUGGUCACCUAUAUCACCUAGUUGUCUUUCUUUUGGGUUUGGUGUUUGUAUGCAUGCAUUUGUGGGUUGAUAUUUCACCCUCCUCUUUUAUAGAUUUCACUUUAUACAUGUAUGUGGGACAUAUGGCAGGCAUCAAACUGUGAAAGAUGCUAAAGUAAGUCUUAGUAGAUGAGUUUAGGAAGAGGAAGCAGAAGAUCUGAGCAAGAUGUUUCACUUGGGGUGGUGAUGUGAUGUGAAGGAGUAUAAAUAGGACUGCCUUGAGAUGCCGCUAUGGAGCAGAAGCAAAAGGUUGCCAGUAAUAUAUUUUUCCAUAUAUAUCUAGCAAGGAAAUAAAUUUGGUGCCCAUGAAGGGAAACCAUAGUGGCAGUAUGAGAAGGGAGGGAGGAGCACUGCACCACUAGAGCUUGCCAUUAAUUUUUAAAUCCUGUCCUCUUCCAAAACGUGAAAUUUGUAAAAUGAUUGAUUGUUGUGUAAGAUGAGAGAGGACAAUGUAUUCCAAACCUGGCCAUUUUGUUUUCAAAGAGCAUCACAGCACAAUUCCACCUGUUUGCCUGAAAUAAUGUGCUCAUUGUUUAUGUUUAUGUGAAUUAGCAGAAUAGAAAAAAAAUCAAUAAAAUUAAAAUGUUGGAAAAAUCAUGAAA
This is a messenger RNA of Anolis carolinensis (green anole), 8090 nucleotides long. RefSeq names its product long-chain fatty acid transport protein 2. Gene Ontology annotation, molecular function: long-chain fatty acid transmembrane transporter activity; long-chain fatty acid-CoA ligase activity. Bases 3857 to 5719 code for a protein of 620 amino acids. NCBI's taxonomy places the organism in Eukaryota, Metazoa, Chordata, Lepidosauria, Squamata, Anolidae. The transcript has 10 exons. Gene Ontology annotation, cellular component: endoplasmic reticulum. The record is from RefSeq and is a predicted model, not a curated record.